AGAUUAGCCGGCUUGAAAUACACAGAGUAGUUUAUCGGGGUUUCAGUUAAAGAAACAGUUACCUAGUUUUAAAUCUCCUUUUCUUUUUAAAAAAUACUGAAGGAAAAGUGUAAAAAUGGAGGGUCUAAAACCAAAUAGACCAACGCGAUGUACAUGGAAAGCAAAUUCUGCUGAAAUGCCACAUCCAAAACGCAAUAUUCAAAUGGAUCAAAAUAAAAUAUUGCCAAAUAUUUUGGAAGCGAUUGGUCAAACUCCGAUGGUGCGUCUCAACAAAAUUCCAAAAUUACACGGCGUAAAAUGCGAAUUAUUGGUGAAAUGCGAAUUCAUGAAUCCAGGAGGUUCGCUGAAAGAUAGAAUAGCAUAUCGAAUGAUUGAAGAAGCUGAAGAAAAAGGCUUAUUAAAACCAGGUGCCACGAUUAUUGAACCUACGAGUGGAAAUACAGGAAUUGGAUUAGCACUGGCAGCUGCUGUAAAAGGUUAUAAGUGCAUUAUUUUUAUGACUGAAAGAAUGUCAAUUGAAAAACAGUGCCUCAUUCAGGCUCUCGGCAGCGAAGUCGUAAGAAUUCCAAAUACUGCCCUCUGGGAUGGACCAGAUGGAAUUUUUUCAGCAUCUCAAAAGCUGCGAGAAAAAAUCCCCAACAGUGUCAUUCUUGAUCAAUUCACAAAUUGUGCAAAUGCACUAGCUCCCUAUGAACAGACAGCCAAAGAAAUUUGGGAGCAGACCGAGGGAAAAAUAGAUUAUUUUGUAGCUGGUUCUGGAACUGGAGGAACACUUACUGGAAUUGGUCGAAGACUUCGGGAAUUAUCUCCUAAUACUAAGAUAAUUGCAGUUGAUCCAGAAGGUAGUAUUGUCGCAGAACCUCCAGAAUUAAACGAAACUACAGUCACAAGAUGGCAAAUGGAGGGUAUUGGCUAUGUUUUUACUCCUACGAGUCUGGAUAAGAAUGUGAUAAACAAGUGGAUAAAAUCGAACGACUGUGACUCUUUUCGAACAGCUCGAAACCUGAUUCAAGAUGAGGGUUUACUCGUUGGAGGAAGUUCAGGAGCAGUUGUGUCUGCUGCUUUAAAAUUAGCGAAAGAUCUACCUGCAGAUAAGCGAGUUGUGAUUUUAUUACCAGAUGGAAUUCGAAAUUAUAUGACGAAAUUCGUUUCGGAUUAUUGGAUGGAGAUGAAUGGCUUUUUGAGUCCUCCAGAGCCAAUAGAAAGUAACGAAUGGUGGUGGAACCUGCCAGUUUCUAGUAUUUUAAUCAAAUAUCCUACUACUCUUUCCAAAAAAUCAACUUGCAAAGAAGCAAUGCAUAUGCUAAAGGAAAAACAUUUCCGUCAACUUCCUAUCACGAACGUAAAAGACGAGGUCGUAGGAAUGGUAACUCUAAACGAGAUUCUGAGUGACUUAAUUUCUGGAAAAUUGCAGACAAGCGACUGUGUUGAGAAAAUCAUGAAGGAGGAAUUUCGAAAAAUAGAUUUACGAACACCCCUCGGUUUAAUUUCUAGGAUUCUUGAGAAAGAAAAUUAUGCGGUUGUGUUAGAUGAAGAGAAAGAGAACCGAUUCGUCGGAAUUCUUACCCAAAUAGAUUUGAUAGAUUUCAUCGACAAUAGCAAAAGUACUUUUAUAAUUUCCUAAUACAAUUACUGCAAUUAUUUAUUAAUAAGAAAUGUGAUUUUUGUAUGAUUCAAUUAAGAAAAUGAAAUAAAAAUUCAGUCUAAAUAA
Messenger RNA from Belonocnema kinseyi, 1711 nucleotides. Its product is annotated as cystathionine beta-synthase-like. The transcript is spliced from 6 exons. Gene Ontology annotation, cellular component: cytoplasm. Bases 116 to 1624 code for a protein of 502 amino acids. Gene Ontology annotation, molecular function: cysteine synthase activity; cystathionine beta-synthase activity. Lineage: Eukaryota; Metazoa; Arthropoda; Insecta; Hymenoptera; Cynipidae. The record is from RefSeq and is a predicted model, not a curated record.